AUGGACUUUUCAACAUGGCGCACGUCGUCCAACCUCUCCCGCGAUAGCGAGGCCGCCGAGACGCUCGAAAUCCGCCUCCAAGAGCUCACCAAUAUCCUCAGCGACGAGAGCCGACGUCCCCUUCCUCAUCCUUGUAUUCAGUAUGCAUCCAUCAAGCAAAUCUACGUUCCCAUCGGCAAGAUCGCCACUUCCUCCUACAACGAAUGGAUCAUCAAGGAAGCUGUCCUUUUCUUUGCGACCCUCAUCGAGAGCGAGGAAGAGGCCUUUGUUGAAAACCCGACCUUUUCCAGCAGCCUGACCAAUUUGCUCGUGCGCAUUACCGGCGUCAAUAGCGUUCGACUCGGCUUAGAUACCGAAUCCCGCGUUGUUGAGCUGGCCUUCAACAUCACCACCAAGAUUCGUCUCGACCCCGCCAUACUGCCUGCUUGGUUCAAGACGCCCCAGCUUUCGGCCGACCAGAACACUCGUCAGCAUCUUGAUGAGCGGGAGCGAUUUGCUGGUCGGACGCAGCGGGUCGACUUCCCACUCUUCUACAUCCUCAUGGACUAUAUCCACCACGAGGGGAAAGUGGGAGACUUUGCUCGAACGGGGUUGUUGUACAUCAUCGAGGCUGCGUCGAGUUCGGCCACUCUGGAGCAGUGGAUAGUGGAGAGUGACUUGUCUACGCUCAUGGCAACUGGACUUGGGGCGUUGUACAGUCAGCUGAGUCGCAAGCUGGUCAUUGAUCACCUGCCUCAUGAUUUGCCGCCAACUCUGGCCUUGUCCGACUACGAGCACCCUACAUCCAACUACGAGAUAAUCAGUUCUUGCUCGCCAGAGUUUCAGUCGCAUCUGGAGACUUUUCUCUCCCACUUGUUGUUUUGGCAAGAUGUCCUGAAUCAUUGCCGGUCAGUCGAGGUCAAGUCGACUUUGCUCGAGCAUUUCCAGGUCAUUUUUCUCCAGCAACUGCUUUACCCGUCUCUACUCGAGUCUUCCGAUAUUGACGGAGGCUCAUCUGUUGCCGUGCUGACCUAUCUGCGUCGGAUCCUCGAAUCCCUAGAUCAUCCCGAUAUGAUACACCUCAUCCUUCACUAUUUGCUGGCUCUGCCGGAUUCGACGCCGCCUAAUAAGAAGCCUGCGCCGUCAUUGGUCAGUGCUGCUCGCAAGAGGAAGUCAAUGGACUUGACAAAAAUGAUGUCAGAGAAGGCAGAGGAGCCGGCAACGCCUCUUCUUUUCAACCUUGUCGACCUGAUCCUGUCCUGCCUGCGAUCACGAAACCAACAGACCAUCCACGUCACUCUGCAACUCGUGUCUGCCAUCUUGAAGAGGCAUCAUCGCUACGCCGUGUUUACACUCUUGAGAACAGACGUCCUCCCCAGUCAUACCAAGCACCGGACUGUCGGUGCUCACGAGCAAGAGGUCAACCAUCUCGUCUACCUUGCCGGCUCCAUAGGCGGCAGAGCUGACCUUGACGAAAUGUACGCCGGCAUUCUCAGAGACACGUCGACUCGACUGGAGAGUCAUCCCUGCUCACUCAGGUUGCUCGCGCCCAAAGUGUCAACAAAUCAGCAUCAAUUACCGGAUGUGCCAGACAGCCUGCCUGGGGCACCGCGGGACGUCAAGGAACACACUCUUCGCCCGGACGACCCGCUUCUGAAUAUCAUGCUGGAUCUUUUGGAGACCUUCUUCGUCAACUCUGUGGAAACAAAUUUGUCACUGACCGAGACGAUUGUUGAUCUUGGUAUCUGCGGAUACAUGAGCAUCGAGGGCUGGCUGGCUCGCAGCCCCAGUGCCUACGUCUACGAAGACGGCGACGAAGAGCUGGAGCGUGGGUACGAAACAUCUGUAGCAAGUGAGGCUGCAGCCGAGCCGCCGCCGCAGGCCAUGGACAGCGCAUUGAGCAACUCUCUGGACGAGGCUCGGCGUAUGAAGGACAUGGAGCGAUGCAGAACGGCCCCCCAGUGGGAGGAAGCCUCCCUGCCCCGUGUCCUGAAUGUGUUGAAGCGUCUCUGCGACCAAGUCGCCAAGUAUAAGCAGACUAUACCGAGGUUUGACGAGCUUCUGGAACAGAGGCGCGACGCGUUUCAAACGGCUGAGUCCAUGCUGGAUAACCCUCCCCCACCUGCGCGCAAGGCGUCUCCGACUCGGUCGGGUACACCAGAGCAUGCUAGUCUGGACGAGACUCUGCGUACUGGGUCUCCCCCACGACCUUCGGCCAUAGAAGGAUUCGCGCAGCGUCUGCUUUCUGAACUGGGAACGCCAAGCAGAUCAGCAAGCCCCAAGGGACGCAAGGAGCAGAGCAGGAGCUCCGGGGCAUCGACGCCGGGCAGUCAACCCCCAGGACCGGAGUUUAUGACCCCAAAAGCCGUCCGUGUGCCCCCAAAAGACUUUGCCAUGAAUUACAAUGACCCCAGCGAGAGCGGAACUCGGGGCUUCUCGCCCGGUAGCGGUGCGAGACCGGAUAUCGGUCCACGGCCUGAGGAGCGAGACAAGAUAGCCGAAAGCCAAGCGGCGGCCUUUGCCGCCAUUGACCAGAGUAUCUUGUCCAGGCGUGUAGGGUUGCCGAAUGAAAAGCUGGAGCCUAUUCCGCUUGAUCUGACGAAGAAGCCGAGAGAUGACCACGUCGACGAGGCGGAAGCCUUGGUACGACAAGGGCACAGCGAUGGCGCGGGAUCGGUGGCUUCGGCAAAUGCCGCUGAAGACGUGGACGCCCAAACAUCGGAGGAAAAGUCGGUGACAGCAUCCGUGUCUCACGUGCUGACCAAUGCCAUUAUCUUCCAGAGCUUCUUGCUUGAACUGGCCAGCCUGUGGCAGACGCGGGCAGGGCUGUUUGACGAAGUGCGCUAUGUAUAG
Molecule: messenger RNA, 2832 nt
Organism: Metarhizium album ARSEF 1941
Lineage: Eukaryota; Fungi; Ascomycota; Sordariomycetes; Hypocreales; Clavicipitaceae
Product: Retinoic acid induced 16-like protein
Exons: 3
Coding region: 1-2832 (943 amino acids)
Source: RefSeq, a predicted model, not a curated record